CAGGCUACUACUACAAAAGCUACAAGAGUUUGUUUUAGCAGUUAAAAAACAAUGGCUCAGAGAAAACACGUUAUUAUGUCUGUUCACGAUCCUCUCUGUAACUCCGAACCGGAUCUCAAUCCCGCCGGCGGCCACCGGAGACACAAUACACCAUCGAAAAAGGUCAUUUUGAGGGAUGGGAGAUCUCUUUCGUACAUAGAAAAAGGCGUCCCAAAAGAAGAGUCCAAAUACAAAGUAAUAGUUGUUCAUGGCUUCGACAGCUCCAAAGAUAUGAACUUUGUUGCACCCGAGGACUUAAUGAAGGAGCUGGGGGUGUACUUAGUUCUAUAUGACCGGGCCGGAUAUGGAGAGAGUGACCCGAACCCUAACCGAACCCAAACCAGUGAAGCAUCGGACAUUGAGGAAUUAGCGGAUCGGAUAAAGAUCGGGCCAAAGUUUUAUUUGAUUAGCAACUCGAUGGGCUCAUACCCGACGUGGGGUUGCCUGAAACGGAUACCGAAUAGGCUUUUAGGAGUGGCGAUGGUGGUUCCUCCAGUAAACUAUCAGUGGCCAUCGAUGCCGGACAUUCUGAGCAAGAAAGACGGGAGAAGGAGGAUCUACCGAGCCAUGAUCUUGAUCGGAAAAUAUGCUCCGUGGCUGGGUCACUGGUGGGCUGCCCGAAACCCAUCUAGAAAUGAUAAGAAUUAUAGUGACCGGGACCGAGAUCUUAUUAAGAAUGCUCCUAAUGGCCAUCAUUCCCCCACUAUGGAAAAGCUGAAGGACAAAAGUGUGUUCAAUAAUUUGAGCUCGGAUUUCCGUGCAUCAUUUAGUAAAUGGGACUUUGAUCCAUUGGAGAUGAAAGAUCCAUUUCCAGAAAAGAAAGGUUGGAUGCAGAUAUGGCAGGGUUGCCAAGACAAAUUCAUAAACGUGGAAUUACAGAGAUAUGUAUCGAGAAGACUGCCUUGGGUCCGAUACUAUGAAGUCCCUGAUGGAGGACAUUGCCUUGUCUAUGAUGUUGCUAUUUGUGAAUCCAUUUUUAGAGCUCUUUUGCUUGGAGAUGAUCCUCACAAGUUUCGCCCUUUUUAAUGUCUAAAAAUGUAGCUUUCAAAUAAAGUCAAGAGGAAAUAUGACUAAAACGCUAUAGCUAAAUGAUCAUAUCCAGCUGGCCAUGUUAUCCAAUUCAAACCAUGAACUAAUGUUUGUGAUUUAUUCUCAUUAAGUUCCAACUUCCCAAUUUUGAUAAUACUAUACUCCAUCAUAUUCGGAAAAGAAUCCUUUCACACCCUUGUUGUGAGAUGAAAUUAAUUAAUUGACCGCUCGUUUCAUCGACGCUUGGGAGUCCCGAUUUUGCUAGUGCUACUCCUGGUGUGAAGAUCGAAUCAAGGAAGGCCUGGGUCUUGGAGGUUGGUGUCGCAGAUCGAGAACUUUUCAUAGGGUUGAAGCGCGGUCCCAAUUCCCUUCUAGAUCGUGAUUCCAGUAAGGCUUGUGUGAUCUCAAGCCUGUGGUAGACUGUUCGCAUCUCGGAGGUUUUUGGGCGAAUCUCAAUUGCAACACAGGGGAGAUGAUAGGGAUCUGGAGACUAUUCGUAUUUGGACAGUCUGUGCUUGUGUGGUAUUUUGGCCAAGAGACGGAGGCGAAUUAUGGACAGAUCAGGGUGCUGAAUGAAGAAGAUCAAGGGAUGAAGAUCUGCCCACCUCCUGAACUGCCGCCAGGCUGGAAAUGGGUGACUUGGGGUCGGAACACCACGCUGGAAGAUUGGGUUCAGCUGCUCAAUACGUUUAUCCUGCUUAAAUUCGUUCUCCCCAUUUUUAGUCUGUUUACUAAGAAAUUCGGUACUAUCGUCUUGUUUUUUUGUUUUUGCUUAUGGUAAUAGGUUUUUUACAUUGAUUGAGGGUUCGGCUAGACUUGAUAUUGCUAGUGGGGGACAAAUCUAUUUGUUCAGCUAUAGCUGCAUUAAGCUCAUCUGGUGAUUAGCGAUUCGUAUUGCUCCUUUAGGGGAGGUCAUCUCUAUGUCUAAUCGUAAGGUUAAAAGUACCAGUUGGAAGGUGAAGGUUGGUGUCAGUUCUGAUAAUGUUAAGUUUGAUGUAACGAUCCUGAUUCUAAUGAUAUCAAUAUAGUCAUUUUUCUUUAAAAAA
Molecule: messenger RNA, 2114 nt
Organism: Cuscuta epithymum
Lineage: Eukaryota; Viridiplantae; Streptophyta; Magnoliopsida; Solanales; Convolvulaceae
Source: the annotation of a GenBank genome assembly